GAUUGUAGCAUGAUGGGGGAAGAUUCUUCUCUGGGCAGAGGGGCCACCCCUCAGCUGCCGCCUGAGCUGGCAGGACAAGAGGUGAUUCAGCACUUCUUGGCUGAGAACAGGGACCUCAAAGAAGCCAUCCGGCAGAGUAACCACAUGCUACGGGAGCGCUACCGGGAGUUCCUACAGUUCCAUGAUUCCCACAAGGAGGAGAAGGACUUCCUCAUGCGCAAGUUCCAGGAGGCCCGGGCCGUUGUGGCAAGCCUGCAGUUGGAACGGGAAGAACUGAGAAGGCGGCUGGAGCAGGCAGUUGGAGAGCUGAAGCCACUGAAGAGCCAACAGGCUGCUUCUCCGCCAUCUUCUCCAGAGAAGGGGACCUCUGGAGCACAGGAAGAGCCAGAUGCUGUGACCCUUACUCAAGAAGAGGCCAUACUUGUCAAGGUCCCUGAAAUACCAACCCAGCAGAAAGAGGGGCUGAAGGGAGAUCUGAAGGCGCUCCAAGAAGCCAACGAGGCCCUGGAGAAGGAGAAGCUGGCCUUGCAAGCUGUGAUCUGCACACUGCAACAAGCGGCAAAGGGCUCAAGGCCCUCAGAAGAGUCUCAAGUGAAGAUUAAAGAGAACGGUCUUCCGGCAGAGCGCCCUCUGGAGAUGGAGUCUUUCCAGGGUUCGGGGGGUGACAGGAGGGGUUCUGGUGGGGAACGGGCAGAGCAGCUGGGACAGAAGCUGAAGGAGUCGGAGGAGGAGAAAGCAGCUCUUCGCCAACAGCUGGCUUUGGCCCAGGAGGAGUCGACCCGCUUAGCGGCCCGGCAGCAAGAGACCCAGCAGCAGUUGCAGCAGGUUGGGGAGGACAAGGUCUCCUUGAAAGCCCAGGUCACCUCGCUGCUGGGGGAACUGCGGGAGAGCCAGAGCCGGCUGGAGACCAGCAUGCAGGAGAAGAAGGAGCUGGAGGAAAGGGUCUGUGGGGCCGGCGAGCAGCUGCAGCACCUGGAAAAGGAGGCGGAGGCCCGCACCAAGCAGCACAGCGUUCAGGUAGACCAACUGCGGCUGAAAGUGCAGGACCUGGAGAGCGCCCUGCGGGUGGAGAGGCAGAGCGCCACGGAGGAGAAGAAAAAACUUGCCCAGCUCCAGGGGGCUUAUCACCAACUCUUCCAGGAGUACGAUACCCACAUCAAAGCCAGCAUGGAGAACGAGAAGCGAAUCAAGGUCUUGGACCAGCAGGUUGCCGAGCUGUCUGACCAGCUGCAGCAAGCAGAGGAGGCCCUGGUGGCCAAGCAGGAGCUGAUCGACAAGCUGAAGGAGGAGGCCGAGCAGCACAAAACAAUCAUGGAAACGGUGCCAGUGCUCAAGGCACAGGCGGAUAUCUACAAGACUGACUUCCUGGCGGAGCGUCACGCUCGGGAGAAGCUCCACGAACAGCGAGAGGCCCUGCUGGAGCAGCUGGCACAGCUGCAGAGGGACUGCGAGAAGCUGAAAGCCGACUCGGAGGGGGCCAGCCGGGCUCUGAUGGAGGAGAUGAGGAAUCGCCAUGCGGAGAUGCGCCCCCCGCCUUCUCAGACACCUUACAUGAUGGGCGCCGCCCAGUUCCACCCCCAGCUGACCACGGGGCCAAGGCACAGCAUGGCCGAAGAGCAGCCGGAUUACUGCUGCCCCAAAUGCCAGUACCAGGCUCCGGACAUGGACACGCUACAAAUCCACAUCAUGGACUGCAUCCUGUGAUGGCGAGGAAGGGAGUGUU
Messenger RNA from Euleptes europaea (tarantolino), 1723 nucleotides. It is a transcript of the gene IKBKG, whose product is annotated as inhibitor of nuclear factor kappa B kinase regulatory subunit gamma. Gene Ontology annotation, biological process: positive regulation of canonical NF-kappaB signal transduction. Bases 10 to 1704 code for a protein of 564 amino acids. The transcript is spliced from 14 exons. Lineage: Eukaryota; Metazoa; Chordata; Lepidosauria; Squamata; Sphaerodactylidae. Gene Ontology annotation, molecular function: K63-linked polyubiquitin modification-dependent protein binding. Gene Ontology annotation, cellular component: cytoplasm; IkappaB kinase complex; nucleus. The record is from RefSeq and is a predicted model, not a curated record.